Messenger RNA from Staurois parvus, 333 nucleotides. The record is from the annotation of a GenBank genome assembly. NCBI's taxonomy places the organism in Eukaryota, Metazoa, Chordata, Amphibia, Anura, Ranidae.
GUCCUCACCACUGCUGGUUUCACUGGCCAUCUUCUUUUCCUCGUCUGCAGUCUCUGGUCAUCUCCUGUACUGUGUCCGCAGUCUCUGGUCAUCUCCUGUACUAUGUCCACAGUCUCUGAUCAUCUCCUAUACUGUGUCCACAGUCUCUGGUCAUCUCCUGUACUAUAUCCACAGUCUCUGGUCAUCUCCUGUACUGUGUCCACAGUCUCUGGUCAUCUCCUGUACUGUGUCCGCAGUCUCUGGUCAUCUCCUGUACUGUGUCCGCAGUCUCUGGUCAUCUCCUGUACUGUGUCCGCAGUCUCUGGUCAUCUCCUGUACUGUGUCCGCAGUCUC